Molecule: messenger RNA, 5959 nt
Organism: Phyllopteryx taeniolatus (common seadragon)
Lineage: Eukaryota; Metazoa; Chordata; Actinopteri; Syngnathiformes; Syngnathidae
Gene: ano5a
Product: anoctamin 5a
Exons: 20
Coding region: 243-2978 (911 amino acids)
Biological process (GO): chloride transmembrane transport
Cellular component (GO): plasma membrane
Molecular function (GO): chloride channel activity; protein dimerization activity
Source: RefSeq, a predicted model, not a curated record
GUCACAGCUAAAUUACAAGUAGGCACUCGGGUUCCCACCGGACUCAUAUUAUUGGCUCGAGACGAGGCGCCACUCCCUCUGUGCUGUUGGGAGGGGGGACGUACGGUAGCAGGCGGCGGUCACUGGGUGGAGGGGAAGACACCCAAGGAAGGUGAAGGACCCCCGAGGAAGGAGGUCGUUGAAUUCGGGACAGACACAGAUGUGGAUUAACGUCCGUCUUGUGGCCGGGAAAAAUACUCGACAUGCACCGAGUAACGGGCAGGAGUGCAGGGAGCAAUUUGAUAGAGAUGAGCCCGUCUGACUCUUAUAAUGAUGAUGUAAAUGGCUACUAUCAGGACUCACCCAGCCCAGGAUCACUACAUGGAGAAUCAGAGAUCGAGAAACAGCAGCAGAGCAAAGACUUAGUGUUCUUGCGUGAUGGAGUACGCAGGAUUGAUUUUGUCCUGUCCUACACUGAAGAAGAAACUGAAGGAAGGCCGGGAAGAAAGAGGGAGUUGUACGAAGCCAACCUAGUGAAAAUCGGCUUGGAGCUGGAGACAGAGGAUAAAUCUGAAUCGGAAGAUGGGAAGACCUACUUUUUGAAGAUCCACGCUCCCUGGGAAGUGUUGGCCACCUACGCAGAUGUGCUGAAAGUCAAGGUCCCCUUCAAGACCAGUGACAUAGAAAAGAAAAAUGCGAUGCGAAUGAGCUGGCUGGCCACCCCUUUUCGUCUUCCGGAGCACAUCAUGUACCCUGAGCCAGACUACUUCACUGCUACCUUUAACAAGACCAAAUCUGACUUCUUCCUCAUCGAUGACAGAGACACAUUUUUUACCCCUGCUACUCGCAACAGGAUAGUAUAUUAUAUCCUCUCCCGAUGUCCAUACACAGAGGAUGAAUAUGUUGAGAAAGACAAGAAGGGGAUCAAGAGGUUGCUUAACAAUGGCACCUACACGGGGGCAUUUCCACUGCACGAUAGCAGAUACUGGACAAGAUAUAAGGAUCCUAGUUGUGAAAGGGACCGAUACAAUCUCUACCAACACUGGGCCAAAUUCUCAUGUUUCUUCAAAGAGCAGCCCCUCAAUCUCAUAAGGAAGUACUACGGGGAGAGGAUUGGCCUCUAUUUUGCCUGGCUGGGGUUCUACACUGAGAUGUUGGUUUUUGCUGCGAUUGUGGGGACAAUUUGUUUCCUUUUCGGAUUGUCCUCAUACAAAGACAACGAGUGGAGUAAGGAAAUCUGCAGUGAUGAAAUUGGAGGCAAUAUUGUGAUGUGUCCAUUGUGUGACAAGAAAUGCAGCUACUGGAAACUCAACAUGACAUGCAACGCUUCAUGGCAAGCGCACCUGUUUGACAAUGUGGGAACAUUGUUUUUUGCCAUUUUCAUGGGGAUUUGGGUGACAUUGUUCCUGGAGCUCUGGAAGAGGCGUCAGGCCCGUCUCGCGUACGAGUGGGAUCUGGUGGACUUUGAGGAGGAGCAGCAGCGACUGCAGAUCCGUCCGGAGUAUGAGAACAAGUGCACCAGCCGCAAGCUGAAUCCCAUUACUCAGGAAGCAGAGUUGGUUUUUGAGAGGACUGCUACUGAUCUAGUGGGGAAAUUAUUUCUGUGCUGGGUCACCGUGUUUUUCUGGAUCUCUCUGACCGUUUCCUGCAUCAUUGGAGUGAUCGCGUACCGCCUGGCGGUAUACGCUGCCUUCGCUAGUUUCAUGAAGGACAAUGCACAUUUGAACAAGAUGGGUUCCUCAAUCACCCCGCAGCUGGCCACGGCUGUCACGGGCUCCUGCAUCAACUUCAUUAUCAUCAUGAUCCUCAACAUCUUGUAUGAACGAGUGGCUGUUUGGAUAACUGACCUCGAAAUUCCAAAGACCCAUGUGGAAUAUGAGAACAAGCUGACAAUAAAGAUGUUCCUAUUCCAGUUCGUCAACUACUACUCCUCCUGCUUCUACGUGGCUUUCUUUAAGGGCAAGUUUGUUGGCUAUCCUGGAGGUUAUUCUUACAUGUUUGGCCAGAGGAGCAGCCUCAGGAAUGAAGAGUGUGACCCCGGUGGCUGUUUGAUUGAGUUGACCACCCAGCUGGUAAUAGUGAUGACCGGUAAGCAGGUUUGGGGAAACAUCCAGGAGUCUCUGGUCCCGUGGUUGAAGAACUGGUGGCGCAGCAAAAGAGUUCGGGCGCAUCCAGAGAGUCUGGACAGCCGCUGGGAGCAAGACUACAACCUGCUGAUGUCUGGGCAUCUGGAACUCUUCUACGAAUACCUGGAAAUGGUGAUCCAGUUUGGUUUCAUCACUCUGUUUGUGGCUUCCUUCCCUCUGGCUCCCCUGCUGGCUCUCAUCAACAACAUCAUUGAGGUUAGAGUGGAUGCCUGGAAGCUCACCACGCAGUUCAGACGUCCUGUGGCAUCCAAAGCUCACAGUAUCGGAGCCUGGGAGGAAAUCCUCAGUGGGAUCGCCAUCCUCUCUGUUGUUACCAAUGCAUUCAUUGUGGCCUUCACCUCUGACAUGAUCCCCCGACUCGUGUAUAUGUAUGCUUACCAGCCAGAUGGGGUGGUUACUAUGAAAGGCUACAUCAACAACAGCUUGUCUGUGUUCAAAAUCUCAGAGAUCCCACUGGACAACAGGCCAGAAGAUGGGGAGAUUCCCUACUGGUUCAGCAGCUCCAUCACAACCUGCAGGUACCAUGACUACCGCUACCCUCCUGGCCAUACGAAUCAGUACACCCACACAUUGCAGUUCUGGCAUAUACUGGCUGCCAAGCUGGUCUUCAUUAUCAUCAUGGAGCAUGUCGUCUUUCUGGUCAAGUUCUCCUUGGCCUGGAUGAUUCCUGAUGUUCCGGCCGACGUGACGGAUCGAAUAAAGAGAGAGCGCUACCUAGUCCAGGAGUACCUCCACAACUACGAAGUGGAGAGGCUCAAAAGUCAACUCAGCGGAAACAAGGACGAUGGUACUGAUGAGGAUGCGGUCUACUCGUCUUUGCCCACACAUGAGGUGUUAUCAGAGCAUCUCUAGCACUGAGAGCAGCUUCUCAGUCGGCAAGAUGUGAUGACGGUGAUCCAGACACGCCUGCUUGUUUAUGUUGGUCCCUUUUUAGCUGUGCAGUAAACCCCUGCUAUUCGAGCCCUGCCGCGAAUAGUGAAAUUCUGCUAGUAAUUCACAACCCUCCAAAAAUGUUUGUAAUUGCCCGAAAUUAAUAUUUUAAAUAACUAUACCGCAAACUAUGAUCACAAAACAAUGUAAUAUCAUUUAAAACUUUUAAGUUGCAACAUUAGCAUUUAAAAAAAAUAGCUUACAGAUUUGAUUUGUAUGAUGUGCCAUCGGAAGUGCGCGUGUACAUUCACAUGCGGCAAAGAUUCUCUUAACCUCCGCUAACAGCCCUAGCUCUUCCUCAACAUGCAAACAUCUUAGAUCUCAGUCGAGAUGUGUCACUUUAACAUACUUCCUUGACGCCAAUUACUACUUGGUAUUCGCCUUAAGUUGAUCCCCAACGUACAAAGCUGUUAGCCUCUCAGUCGAGACGUGCCACUUCAACAUGCUUCUUUGACACCAAUUACUACUUUCCAAAUGGCCAGAGCUUCGGCACCAUCUUGUGGCACCUUACAGUGUUACAGAAUGAACACAAGACAACACAAAUAGGUGCGUUGUAGUGGUACAAAAAUGCAAAUAGUGAUCUGUGAUUGAGGGGGUUGACUGUAUUUGUGUCAUUAUUAAUGACGCACGCACUUGUACACACACAGCCUUUAUGAAGGAGCUCCAGGUGUCCUCAGUCCUCAGCUGUCCUGCUUUCAAGCAUGCUGAAAACCUAGAAGACUUGAAUAUAACUGCCUUGUAUUUAUGACCUUUAUUCUAUGCUGUAAUUGUAAUGCCGAGAAUGAUCACAUUUUGCUGUAAGAAAAAGGAAAACAAGCCACGCCUUUCAGGACUAUUUAUUUUACUAGCCAGUAUAAGUUGCUUAAGAAUAGACGCCUUAAUAUAUAUAACACUUUGUCCUUGCUUUGAUAUUUCAGUGUUCGGUCAUGUGCAGUUCUAUGAACAGCUGUGGUAUUUGCCAAAAAUGUAUGAAUCAUUUGAUUCAUUAGUAGUUUUUACUGUUUCUGUAGUUCCUGAGGGUAUCCCAUAAGUUUGGCCUUUGAAAUGGCAAAACGUAAUAAAGACAGGGUGUCCCAUGGGUUUCCAUACGUAAAAAAAUGGUUUUGUUUUUUUUCCAAUGAAAACUAUUUUAUUUUAAAUAUGCUCUACAUGACUACCGUUGUUUAAAAACACGUUUCAAUGCGUGUCCUCCACUGCUGAAGAACACGUAUUAGCACAGCUGCAAAGAUGUUCCUUGAAAAUACAGUGGUACCUUAAGAGUCAUUCGUUCUGUGACCACGCUCGUAACUGAAAAGAAUCUAAAUCAAUUUCUGUGUUUUUAAAUAAGAAGUACUUUAAAAAACAGUAAUAAAUAGAAUGAAAAGUAAAUAAAACAUUUUUGGUACAUUUUUUGCUUCAAUUCAAUGGACAUUGUGCUGCUCCUUCUGGUGUGAGCGCCUCGUCCCGCUUGGGUAGUAAUAAAAGACACAGUGGAUAUGGAAAGUAUUCAGACCCUUUGCUCAGUAUUUAGUAGAAGCAUCCUUUUGAGCUAAUACAGCCGUGUGUUUUUUUUGGGAAUGAUGUAACACGUUUUUCACACCUGGAUUUGGGGAUCCUCUGCCAUUCCCCAUUGCAGAUCCUCUCCAGGUUGGAUGGUGAAUGUUUGUGGACAGCCAUUUUCAGGUCUCCAGAGAUGCUCAAUUGGGUUUAAGUCGGGGAAGAACAGUCACUUGAUGAAGCCACAUUAUUUUAGCUGUGUGCUUAGGGUCAUUGUCUUGUUGGAAGGUGAACCUUCGGCCCAUGAGGUCCUGAGCACUGGAGAAGGUUUUCUGUCCAUAUGAGGUGCUGUGUGUACAUUAAUGUGGGGGGGAAAACAAUGCGUGAGUGAAAAUUUAAGGGGGUCUGAAUACUUUCCGUACCCACUGUAUAGAAACAGCCACGGAGACAGCCACAAGCUAUUCAAGGAAUUUGUCAAACCUACACACACUUAAACAUGGUAUGACACUAUAUAUAAAAUGUGUUGCUCUUUAUUCGAAAGCAUUUUUUAGGAUAACUGAAAUAUUUUUUUUAAAUGUUAAAAACUAGAGUACAUGUAUGGAAACUUAAACGUGUAUGGGACACCCUGUAGGGCACAGCGCUAAUAGAACACAAGCUACAAAACUAGCUGCUUUUUAUAUUGGUAUGAGAUCCUCGAUAUUUUUCUAAACCAAAACCUGACAUGUAACUUGCUUCACUUAAAACGUAGUUGCAAAAAUCUGCUGCUGUUGCCACUGUGAUUAACAAGGCGCUUUGACACUGACGGGUCAUCCAGGCUUAACAGCUGCUGCGUGUUGAGAAGUGCAAGCCCUGAGUGAUUGAGGAGAUCCCUGUUUAAUGGGCCCGUGUUUGCCAACACGCUGGAGCUAAAAAAAAAAAAACAGCCACUGGCCUUCUACUUAACUGUUUGCUCCAAUACACAAAGCGCCAUCGCCCAGCUGUUCGUACAUGAAAAAGAUUUUUGAUUUAGAUUUUUAAUCGCACAACGCACUUGAUGAAAAUGGACUUAUCCAAGUCAUAAGCAUGCCAGUCCUGCGGUUGUCGUGACGAGGCCGCAUCCACAACCCUUGAGUGUUUGGAAGUAACAAUGUGUCAAUCUGACGGUGUUCAUAUGCAGGAUAUUUAAUUUUAGAAGGCUGUCUACAGAAAAAUAGUCUUUAAUUGAAGUAUUUAAAUUGCUUAAAAUAGCAGCUAAUCUUAUGAUCAUUUUAUUUUAUACUAAUUAUUUGUUAUUUCUUGGUGAAUUCAUGUUUUGUGCCUGUUGUCCUUUGUCACUUUUUAUACUUUACCAAGUGAACCUGUGUACAUGUGCUAUCCAGUCAUCAGGUUGUGUAUUUUUCAAACAUUUCCUGUAUUGAAAUCUCCAGAAUAAAGUCAAUUUCACCCCA